AUGGCUUCUGCGUCGAAACUGUUGAAGCAGACCUCGCUCGACGCCUUCCUCCACCCAAAUCCAUCUAAAACCCUAAACCCAAUAUCCAACCACCAAUCUCUCUCAUCUUCCAACUCAACUUCCGACUACGAACGUAUCCGCCUAGAAACCAUUCGCCGGAACUCCGACUUCCUUCAAAAGCUCGGCCUUGCCUCAACUCCGCCAGCUCCCAAAUCCCAGAUCAGAAAGAGAAUCCCUAAAACCCCACCUUUACCCUCCGUCCCUCUUCGCAGGAGCACUAGGAAACGAGGGCCGCCUCCGCCGCCAUCCGAUGACGCCGACGAACCUUCGUUGCCCUUCGAGGUCGAGGUCGUCGACUCUUCCGUCUUCCGCUACGCCUGCGACGGGGAAAACCAUUCUUCUUUUGUUCCUCCGCCGUCUCUUUCCACAUUUUCGGCUUCUAUCGUGGGCUUCAAAUCUGUUGGAAGUGCUUUUCGCGAUCCUUCGCUCACCAACAUUUACACCUUGGAUGCGUGUUUCUUAGGGCCAGAACGGUUCUUGGUUGCUGCCGGUGGCCAUGCUGGCUUUAUUUCCGUUUACGGAGGGGAAGGAACGGCGGUGGAAGAGGAUGGUACCCGAAGGCCUCUCAUGAGCUGGAAGGGUAGUCGGAGCUGGGUUUCUGGUGUGAUGUUUAUGGAGAGAAAUCCAAUGUUACUCGUUUCUAGCUCGAAUGAUGGGAAGAUUAUUGUGUGGGAUAUUAAGAAGCAGCAGUAUUCAUCGACUUGGAUUCCUCCUAUUGUUACUGAAUCAGUGGGACUGCAUUCAAGCGGAAUUUUUUCCGUGGAUAGAUUUGAUUGCUUGAUAGCUACAGCUUCUAAAGACUCUUCUGUUGGUAUAUCCAGGCUUUUAUCAGGUGGUGAGCUUGUUGCCGAACGGAAUAUAUCCGGUCAUCAUUCUGGUGCAAUCAGAGGAGUUUGUUUUGGUGAUGAUAAAGAUAAACUUGCUGAUUGUGGAGCCGAUGGACGAAUCUGUAUACUUGAUGCAAGGUUAAAAAAACCUUGCACCAUCAUCAUCAAUUCACAACAUUCCACCAGUCUCAACACAGUUGAGUGGUGCAGGAUGAAUAAUUUUCUACUUUUGACAGCAAGUAGAGAUCCUACAUUACUUCUUUACGAUAUUAGAAGCUAUGCUGAUCCUCUUUGCAAACUUGCUGGCCAUGUUGACACAAAUUCAGGAAUUUGUCAGCGGAUAUAUAAACCUUCAUUUAUAGAUGGAGGGACUAAAGUUGCAACAGUAGGUCAAGGAACAGGAAAGAUAUCUCUUUACAGUGUGGAGAAAGCCAAACUCUUAAGCCAAGGAAUGAUUGGCUAUGAUGCUAAUUUGGUCAAGCCUUUUGAGUAUGGAACAGCUGAUUAUAUAAUUUGGACUGCAGGAAGGCAAAUCAAUCAGUUUCGCCCCUUGAGAAAUGAUCUGCAAAUUAGAAUACCCGAGAAUCUGAAAGGCUUGGAGGAACUGGUUGCAUAUGUGGAGCUUGUUGAUUAG
This is a messenger RNA of Dendrobium catenatum, 1521 nucleotides long. RefSeq lists its product as uncharacterized. The record is from RefSeq and is a predicted model, not a curated record. The coding region runs from base 1 to 1521 and encodes 506 amino acids. The transcript has 3 exons. Gene Ontology annotation, molecular function: DNA binding; protein binding. Lineage: Eukaryota; Viridiplantae; Streptophyta; Magnoliopsida; Asparagales; Orchidaceae. Gene Ontology annotation, biological process: regulation of DNA damage checkpoint. Gene Ontology annotation, cellular component: nucleus.